AUGUCCACCGUUCUUAACAAAAUCCAGGCACUCCAGCCUGGGGAACGGUUCUGCUCGUUUGAGUUUUUCCCGCCGAAAACAGAUGCCGGUUUCCGAAACCUCCUUGCCCGUUUGUCUCGUAUGAUGGCGCUCAAUCCGCUCUUUCUUACCAUCACUUGGGGUGCUGGAGGAUCCACUUCUGAAAAGUCGUUGGACUUGGCCGCCACAUGCCAGAAGGAGCUCGGCGUGACCACCGUGUUGCACUUGACGUGUACAAACACCAACAAGGAGAUCAUCGAGGAUGCGUUGAAGAGAGCCAGGGAGGCUGGUAUCAAGAACAUCUUGGCCUUACGAGGCGAUCCUCCUAGAGCCGAGGAGUACUGGACGCCAAACUGUGACUUCAACAACGCCGUGGACUUGGUGAGGUACAUCAGAGAACAGCACGGCGACUACUUUUGCAUUGGUGUGGCUGGAUACCCAGAAGGCCAUGUUGAGGGUGCGGAUGCUCUGGACCAGGAUCCUCGCAAGGACUUGCCGUACUUGAUAGAGAAGGUGGAGGCUGGUGCUGAUUACGUGGUCACUCAGCUCUUCUUUGACGUGGACAAGUUUGUGGCGUACGAGCAGUUGCUCCAGGAAACACCCCAGUUGAAGAACAUUGUGCUAAUACCCGGUCUUAUGCCCAUCACCACGUACCGGGUUUUCAUCAGAUCCACCCGUCUCUCGCACGCCAGCGUGCCCAAGACCAUUUUGGAAGACUUGAACGCCCAUGCCAACGACGACGAUAUGGUCAAGGUGAUCGGUUUGGACGUUUUGACCAAGAUGAUUCUGGAAAUCGACGCCAGAACAAACGGACGCGUCCGUGGCUACCACUUCUACACGCUCAACUUGGAGAAAGCCGUGGCCUCCAUCAUCAACAGGCUGCCGGUGUUGCAGAACAUGAUUCCUCACAAUCAGCUGGUGCAGCACGACGACGCCAUAGCUUCCGAUUCCGAUGACGAUUUGCCUGUGGUGCCACAGAAGAACGGCAGAAGAAAGUCCUCUGUCAAUGAGAACCUGGUGGCUGUGCCUGGCACUGCAGAAGCCAAGAGAGCGUUGGUUUCCAAAGCGCUCUCGAAGGACCCCAAGGCAAUUGUUGAUAUUUCCACAGGCAAAGGUGCUUUGGGCAAAGACGCCACGUGGGAUGAAUUCACCAACGGUCGUUUUGGUGAUUCCAAUUCGCCCGCCUACGGUGAAAUUGACGGUUACGGUCCCAACUUGAAGCUUCAUUCAAACAAAGAGGUCGAGGAGACCUGGGGCGAGCCCAAGAGCGUCAGCGAUAUCACCAAGAUUUUCGUCGACUACCUCUCAAACAAAAUUAACGUUUUGCCUUGGGCAGACAGCGAGCUUUCGCCCGAAACCGCAUUGAUCCAGGAGGAGCUCUUUGAGCUCAACGAAAGAGGCUGGUUCACCUUGGCGUCGCAGCCAGCCGUCAACAACUGUUCGUCCCGUGACAAGAUCUUGGGCUGGGGUCCAUCAAACGGGCACAUUUUCCAGAAAUCGUUUGUGGAGUUCUUCAUUCCCAAAAAACAGUGGCACGACGACUUGUUGCCCCGUCUUGCAUCUCAGGUUGACGACAAGACCAUCACAUACUACUGUGGCGACGCCAGCGGCCACAUUUCGCUGAACUUGCCGCUCAGCAUCGGCAAAAAUAGCAACUCCAAGCUGGCGGUCACCUGGGGCGUUUUCCCUCUGAAAGAGGUGUUGCAGCCCACCAUCAUAGACUAUGAGUCGUUCAGGGCGUGGAACGAAGAGGCCUUUUUGUUGUGGCUCGAGUGGGCCCGCUGCUACAGGAAAGACAGCGCCUCGUUCCAGUUGUUGAACGACAUCUACAACUCGUACUACUUGGUCAGCUUGGUGCACCACAACUUCACCGACGAGUUCGUCUUGUGGACCACUUUGCUCAGCGACUGA
Candidozyma duobushaemuli is the source of this 1929-nucleotide messenger RNA. Its product is annotated as methylenetetrahydrofolate reductase (NAD(P)H). Gene Ontology annotation, molecular function: FAD binding; methylenetetrahydrofolate reductase [NAD(P)H] activity. Lineage: Eukaryota; Fungi; Ascomycota; Pichiomycetes; Serinales; Metschnikowiaceae. The record is from RefSeq and is a predicted model, not a curated record. Bases 1 to 1929 code for a protein of 642 amino acids. Gene Ontology annotation, biological process: tetrahydrofolate interconversion. Gene Ontology annotation, cellular component: cytosol. The transcript has a single exon.